Molecule: messenger RNA, 3076 nt
Organism: Pogoniulus pusillus (Red-fronted tinkerbird)
Lineage: Eukaryota; Metazoa; Chordata; Aves; Piciformes; Lybiidae
Gene: SOST
Product: sclerostin
Exons: 2
Coding region: 621-1259 (212 amino acids)
Biological process (GO): negative regulation of Wnt signaling pathway; ossification; negative regulation of BMP signaling pathway
Molecular function (GO): BMP binding
Source: RefSeq, a predicted model, not a curated record
CAUCAAUUCUCAUUUCUUUGCUGUACAACAUCCCUAUAGCACAUGUGUGAGUGAAACUGAAGCAAGGCAGCUGCUCAUUUUGAAAAGAAACUCUUUCUUCAAGUACAUCUGUGAAACAAAAUGUAGAGCUCCUCGUUUUGUAAAGGUAAAAAUAAAAGCUACCACUCCUUCUUCCCCCCCCCCACUUCCCCCUCCCAAUCAUUUGGCUGCAGGCACUGAAAAAAAAAAAGAACAACCAUAAAAACAAAAAGUCUGAGGAACCUCUGAAAAAGACAAUAAGGAAAGAUUCAAACAUAGAGGGAGAAGCAGGAAGACUUGUCAGGUUGUAAUUCAUCCUAGCCUUGUCAAUCACCAUGGUUGCCAGGCAGAAAAUUGAAGCACAUCUGAGAAGUUUUUAGUCAGAAGUUGUAGAAUAUCCUCACCAACCCACCCCCACACAUCCAUUAUAUUUCACUCUGACAAAAGCUGAGAUGAAUGAGUUGUUCUUUGGCCCUUCCCACUUUGUGUAGCCAUUGGCUAGCUUAGUUCUAAAAAGGAUUUUAAAAAGGGGAAUAAUGUGCCUUUGCCUGGGAUCUGAGACUGUCAGGGUGCUGAAAAGCUAAUCUGUGUGAGCUGCCACCAUGCAGAUCUCUUGGGCUGUGUGCUCUGUCUGUGUCUUAAUACAAAUUGCAUUUCAAUCUGUGGAAGGGUGGCAGAUGUUUAAAAACGAUGCUACAGAAAUCAUUCCUGAGAUCACUGAAAAUACAGAACCACCAAUGGAGCAGACUUUCAGCAACAACACAAUGAACCAGGCAAAGCAUGGAGGAAGACACAUCCAACAAGCUCCAGACCCUAACGAUGCUUCUGACUUCAGCUGCAGAGAGAUGCGAACCACUCGCUACAUCACAGAAGGGGCUUGCCGCAGCAUCAAGCCCGUCAAGGAACUGGUCUGCUCUGGUCAGUGUGUCCCCUCACACCUCCUUCCCAACUCGAUUGGAAGAGGGAAGUGGUGGCGCCAGAACGCCCUGGAUUUUCGCUGCAUCCCUGCUCACACUCGCACGCAGCGCAUCCAGAUGAGCUGUCCCGAGGAGGAGACUCGGACUCACAAAUUCCGAGCGGUCACGUCCUGCAAGUGCAAGCGCUACACUCGCUACCACAACCAGUCUGAGCUGAAGGACUUCGGGAAGGAAGGUCUGAGGCCUCAGAAGAACAAGAAGCCCCGUCUCUCCAGAGCCAGAGGCAGCAAAUCCAACCAGCAUGAGCUAGAAAACUCCUAUUAGAAGGCAGCUCCGAGCGGUACAGCCCAGCAGCUCUGGCUCUUGUAGGAAACAUCAAACGGCACCGAGGGGCCAGGGCACCAUGUUCUGACUGCAGCAGGUUCCAAUUCCUUCUGCCAACCUGGGUCAAAGGCUCACGUAGUCAAAAAUCUGUCAGAUUAUAGCAGUUAUGGUCUGAUAAGAGAACGAGAUAAACUAAGGUGGAGGUAGCAACACCUAAAUUCGGUGUGAGAGGAGAGGCAGCACUUGGAGACUCACUUGAGAUGGUGUGGCUUGUACAAUUAGGAGGGCAGAGGAAGGCAAAGCUGUUGUGGUGACGGUCACACUUUGCUAGAAGUCACUCUACUCACUCUAGUUGAAAAGAAAGCUGAGAUCCCUUUCCCACUUUUACAAGUGCCACGAUGCAUGCCAAGUGUGUGGCGAGGGAAGCGCCAGGAGAGUCACUGCUCUCUGAAGGAGCUGUAGGAAAGCAGUGAGAGCAGGGAUUUCAGCCACGGUGGCCAAACUGUUGGGAACUUAACCUCCUGUCAGAUGUCCUCACACCCCAGUUGUUUCCUCUAAAAUGUAAGAAUCAAAACGUGCCAACUGUGCUCUCAAAACAAGUGUGACAAAUCUGUUUCAGACCUUCAAUUGAAGGACUGUAAGCUCAUCAGAUUGGACACUGAGAUUUUCCCUCCUAAACCCAUAUUUGUUUUAAGGGUUUGCUUUAGGAACACUUCUGUUCCAUUAAGUGGAGGAGAUUUAUGGCAUGGAUGCUCCUCUCAAACCAGAUCACCUCACUGAUGUUUGUCCUGUCCAUUUAACAUAAAAGGUAGUGAUUACUCUUUAUCUUCUACAACAUAAUUGACUGUAGCAUCAGUUUAGAUGUUUUCUAUCUGUAGAGUUUGGAUUAUCUGGCCACACACUUCACAGCACUAGAGACUGUACAAGCCAAGCUCUGGGUGUAAAUGUGUUUUAAGGAGAAUGGUUUGCUUUAGGAACACUUCCAUUCUACUAAGUGGAGGAGAUUUAUGGCAUGGAUGCUCCUUUCAAACCAGAUCACCUCACUGAUGUUUGUCCUGUAGAAUCAUAGAAUCAGCCAGGUUGGAAGAGACCUCCAAGAUCAUCCAGUCCAACCUAUGUACAUUUAACAUAAAAGAUACUGAUUAUUCUUUAUCUUCUACAGCAUAAUUGACUGUAGUAUCAGUUUAGAUGUUUUCUGUUCUGUAGAGUUUGGAUUAUCUGGCCACACACUUCACAGCACUGAAGACUGUGCAAGCCAAGCUCUGGGGGAGCAAAGUGCUGGCUCUGCAUUAACAGUGAGCCUCAGCUAAUUUUAAAGUCAUUCAUUCCUCUAGCAAAGUCUUUGGUAUCUACACCUUUGGUAAGUAAUUAGUUGGACAACCAAUUUCCUUUACUCAGCUUCUCAACCUUCAGACUAAUGUUUGUGUAUUAACAUUAAGGAGUAUUAUUAGCAAGCAAGUCACCACCUGCUGUAGGUGUCCUGUAGAAGUGUUAAGCCUUGUAGCAGAUGAACACAGUUUGGAAUGAAAACAGUUCCUUAACCUUCUUAUUUCCUGGUUUGUGCAGAAAUGAUAGAAACUCUGGAGAUGUGCAUUGUUGAUAGAUUUUGCAGUUGUUAUAUGUGGGACCAGACCCUGAAGGAAAGGUUUUGUCUCUGAGAGCAAAUCAUCUAUUUAUUUAUUUUCUCUGAAAUUAUUUAUGCCAUCUUUUAUAAUUUUUUUUUUUCCAUAUAGAGAAUGGGAAGUAAAAUACUGCUUAAAAAUAUUGGUCUGGAAGUUUCAUUUGGAAAUGUAUUGUGAAUAAAGUAGAAGCAAUGA